This is a messenger RNA of Acaromyces ingoldii, 2091 nucleotides long. Its product is annotated as GTP-binding protein lepa. NCBI's taxonomy places the organism in Eukaryota, Fungi, Basidiomycota, Exobasidiomycetes, Exobasidiales, Cryptobasidiaceae. Gene Ontology annotation, molecular function: GTPase activity; mitochondrial ribosome binding; GTP binding. The record is from RefSeq and is a predicted model, not a curated record. Bases 1 to 2091 code for a protein of 696 amino acids. The transcript has 2 exons. Gene Ontology annotation, biological process: positive regulation of translation. Gene Ontology annotation, cellular component: mitochondrion.
AUGGGACCAGACGCUUCCAAGUUUGCAAUGCUUCUUCCCACAUCGUUUAGUAUUAUUGCACAUAUCGAUCACGGCAAGUCGACGCUGGCGGACCGGCUGCUGGAGCUUACAGGUACGAUUCCCAUGGAGGGCGAAUCUGGGGUGAACCGCCAGGUGCUGGACUCGCUCAAGGUGGAGCGUGAGCGGGGUAUCACCGUUAAGAGCCAAGCAGUCAGCAUGAUCUAUGCCGACCGACGCUCUCAAGGUCGCGAGUACCUGCUUAAUCUCAUCGACACGCCUGGUCACGUCGACUUUGCUUACGAAGUGAGCCGGAGCCUGAGCGCCUGCCAGAUGGCAUUGCUCGUCGUCGAUGCGACCCAGGGGAUUCAGUCACAGACACUCUCCGUUUUUCGGAUCGCAGUGGCAAGAGGCUUGCGAAUUAUCCCUAUCAUCAACAAGAUCGACCUGCCCAAUGCCAACACCGACGCCGUGCUUGCCCAGCUCGAGUCCAGGUUGGGCCUGGACUGUAUGCCGGGUGGGCAAGAUGAGGCAAUUCUCGUCAGCGCAAAGACGGGAAUGGGAGUUGAAGCAGUCUUGCAGCGCAUCGUCGAUGUCGGUUUCGACACGUCCGCUGCUGCUGCUUCUUCUCCCCCUUCUGCUGCCCUCGCUCCUCGUACAAAGACGACCGCAAAACGAGGCGAAGGAGAAAAGCUGCGCGCCCUCGUGUUCGACAGCUGGUACGACUCGUACCGCGGCGUCAUUGCCCUCGUAUCUGUGCACGAUGGUGUGCUGAAGACGGGCGAUAAGCUGGCCUUUUCGCAUUCCAAGAAAAAGUACGAGGUGCUCGAUGCGGGAGUGAACAGUCCCACCGGUAUUUCAACAGGGCUUCUCUGUCAAGGCCAGGUCGGCUGGGUGGUCUGCAACAUGAAGUCCUUGACAGAAGCAUCCAUCGGCGACACGCUGCACCAUGCCAAUACCCAUGUAGAGCCCUUGGCUGGCUUCAAGCCCUCGGUGCCGAUGGUCUACUGCGCCGCCUUUCCCGUCGAGUCGUCCGACUUUCCCAAGUUAGAAGCAGCUAUUCAGCGCCUAGCCCUCAACGACCGCAGCGUCACCUACGCUCGCGAAUCGAGCAACGCGUUGGGGCAGGGCAUCAAGCUCGGCCUGCUCGGCGCGCUGCACCUCGAGAUCUUUAGGGCAAGGCUCGAGGAUGAGUACGAGCAAACGAUUCUCGUCACUGCUCCCUCGGUUGCGUAUCGCUUGGUGCACCAGGACGGCUCAUCGCGCAUCAUUUCCAACCCACUCGACUUUCCAGACCACGUUGCUUCGAGAAUAGGAACAAAGGGAGGAGGAAAGAACGUGGUAGAGGUGCAAGAGCCGAUGGUGCUCGGGACGCUCACUUGCCCUGAAGAACACGUUGGCGCGAUGAUGCAGCUCUGCGCGGACAGACGCGGGACCGAGGUGGACGUCUCGUUCGAUGAAGAGGGGGGCGCUGCUACCACAAGCAUGGUGGGCGGCGACCUGGAUGGGCAACAGCAGCAGCAGCAGCAGCAGCAGAGGAUCGUGACAAUGAAGUACCGUCUGCCGCUUGGUGAGAUUGUGACGGACUUCUUCGGCCUCGUCAAGAGCAAGACGGCUGGGUUUGCCACAUUUGAGUACGAGGACCUCGUUGAAGGGCAGGGUCGCGCCGAGGGCAUCGAUGCAGAGGAGGACGGGUGGGAGAGGAGCGACGUCGUCAAGCUCACGUUUCUCAUCAGCGGCACGCCCAUCGAUGCGCUGUGCCAGGUCGUGCAUCGCUCCAAGGCCGUCUACGUCGCACGACAGUGGGCCCAGAAGAUCAAGGACGUCGUGCCGAGGCAGCAGUACGACGUCGUGGUGCAGGCCUGCGUGGGGGGCAAGGUCGUGGCCGCUGAGAAGAAGGGCGCAUACCGAAAGGAUGUCCUGCAAGGCAUCUAUGGCGGACACUACGACCGCAAGGCCAAGCUGCUGGGCAAGCAAAAGGAGGGCAAAAAGCGGCUGAGAUCGAUGAGCUUCGGCAGGGUGCAGAUCCCGCAAGAGUCCUUUAUGGAGAUUCUCGAUUCCAAGUCGUCGGGCUCUUCCAAGACGAACAAGUAA